This is a messenger RNA of Lactuca saligna, 735 nucleotides long. The record is from the annotation of a GenBank genome assembly. NCBI's taxonomy places the organism in Eukaryota, Viridiplantae, Streptophyta, Magnoliopsida, Asterales, Asteraceae.
AUGGAAAAACGAGAUAAAGAGCUGAAUGAUCUCCAGGAUCUUUGGAAGAAGUUAGAAGCCGAGGAAGUUGAUGCUAAGAAUGCGAAGCUUAUGAAAAUUGAGAAGUCUUUGAUCUCGGACGGUUCAGUUAAUCAGAAGCUCUUUUCAUUUUACUUAAAGUAUGCCAAGGCACAGUAUAAGUAUCAGAGCUUGAAGAAAAUAAGUGUUGUAAAUGUUAAAUCAUCUGUUCAGACUGAGGACUUUCUGAACAUACAGUUCAAGGGAUUUGGAGGAGCUAAUCAUAUUAUGGAUGAGUUCACUUUGGAAGACUUGCCAUUUAUGAACCCAUACGAUUGGAUAUCCUUGUUAAACCUUGUUAUGAAAGAUGAAAAGAAGUACGCGCCUAUUGUAGCGCAUUUGAAAAGAAUAAUCAUCUUCUACAUCCUGGAUAUUGCAAAUCUGGAUGUGGAGAUUGCAUCAGUUCUGAAAAAGAGGCCAAUUCUGAAACCGAAAGAGCAACCAAAGGAUAUUCAGAAGAUGGGAGUGGGAAUUAUCCAAAAAGAGCAUUGUAUCAUCGUUUACAACAGAAAGCAAGGAGAAGCAAUUCAGAAAAGUAUCUUCUUUCUGCAAGACAAACACCUGUAUUUUACAGCUGCUCUGAAGACUAUUCUUUCUAUGGACCAAGCAUGCAAAGUAAACCCCUCUUCCGACCUCAAAUGCUUUUCGGAUAUGAUCAGAUGGCACUUAUAUGUCUGA